AUGGCGGCGAGUAUAACACGUGGUGUCCGCGUUCGCUUCAAAGCUACAUAUUUCGACGAAAAUGAUGGCCAAAACACCUGGAGUCGCAAACAUUUUGGUGAUAACUACGAUAUAAGUUAUUGUUGGGGUACUGUAAGAAAGGUAGAAAACAACUAUGCUAGGGUACAUUGGGAAAUUAACAAAAAAAUUUCGUUGGUGCCCGUUGUUCUGAUUGCUGAUAUCGAAAACGAUAACUUAUUGGAAGCAAAUACCAAUGAAGAAAAUUUGGCCCUGCGCUUAACACAACCGUCAGACCUUGAUGAUUCUGACAAAUGGCGUAAUACCAGAACACUAGUAAUGAUGGUGAAUGAUAAACUAAAAGAUACCAUCCGUUCUGGUGCAAAAAUAACUGUAGAUGAAUCCAUGUUCGCCUGGUAUGGAAGAGGUGCGUACUGCCAGCAGUUAUGA
Parnassius apollo (apollo) is the source of this 447-nucleotide messenger RNA. Lineage: Eukaryota; Metazoa; Arthropoda; Insecta; Lepidoptera; Papilionidae. The record is from the annotation of a GenBank genome assembly.